Messenger RNA from Lymnaea stagnalis (great pond snail), 12436 nucleotides. The record is from the annotation of a GenBank genome assembly. Lineage: Eukaryota; Metazoa; Mollusca; Gastropoda; Lymnaeidae.
ACAUCGCUACUCUUAGUUUCUGUGGAUUUAACUUCCUGUUUGGGUAGAGCUUUGUUAACUAUUACAAUCAUCGCAGUGGUGGGCCAUUUUAACUUAGAGCGUUAACACUAAAUAAUCAAUUAAACAAGCUUAAAAUACAGCAAAUCAAAAAAAAUUGAAAUAAUUCUUUAAAUCCCUGUAUUUGUAAAAUAGAUAUUCUAUUUAAACUUUGAACAUUAAGCCUGUGUGUGUAUGUGUUUUAACAGCAGAGAAUACUAGAACGAGCAGCUUACAGAUAUGUUAAAUUUCUAUUCAAACGGCAAAGGUUUUGGAUGUUACGUUAUUAUAUUUUGUGUAUUCUCAGGUGAGCCUUGUUUAUUUAUAUUAACUUCUGUAUCAUCAUCAUCAUUAUCUGUGUAUAUUUGAAUGAAAAUGUACACUUUAUCUUUAUAAUAUUCCUUCGCUAUCUCUCUCGAUAUCUAUCUAUUUCUCUCUUUCUCUCUCCCAAUAUUCAUUUCUUCUUCUUUCUCUCCGUAUCAACACUAUACACGCUUUUUAAACAUUUUUUUCUCCUUUGAUUCAGAUUCUCUCCACCCCUUUCCUCUUCCUCUUCCAUUCUAUAUCUUUCGUUUCACUUUAUUUCGCGUCAUUGUUUAUCCUCAUCUAUUUUAAUAGGUGUCUAUUUAUUAAAUCUUCAAGCUAGUUCGACUUAAAUAGGAAGUUUAUGUGUGUGUGUGUGUGUAGUGGGGAUGGUGGUGUAAAUGAUGAUAAACUCUCGACGCCAACGUCUUCAUUUUUUUUAAAAAAGAAUUCCCCCUGACCUAAUUGAGUCUGCUCUGAUGACACCCUGCUCUCUCUUAAUACCCUGUUCUGAUGGAAACCUCUGACAGCCUGUUCUGAUGGAAACCUCUGACAACCUGUUCUGAGCGAAACCUCUGACAACCUGUUCUGAGGGAAACCUCUGACAACCUGUUCUGAGGGAAACCUCUGACAACCUGUUCUGAGGGAAACCUCUGACAACCUGUUCCGAGGGAAACCUCUGACAACCUGUUCUGAGGGAAACCUCUGACAACCUGUCCUCGUGGCUACCCGCUAUGGUGUUAGCCCGAUCUUGCGGUACUCCGAACUGGUGUCAGUCUACUCAUGUAAUUAACUGAAAUCUGUUUUUAAAACGGUCUCGUGCCAACAAUGUCAAAUUUAAAAAUUCUCCAUUCAGUGUCAACCCCUUGUGAGGAGGUCAUCCGGUACAGUCAGCACACUUUGGCCCGCUAAUGCUGAAAUACUUUGUGACCAUUUGAAUAUGGAACUUACAAUUUUUUCUGAGCUUUUUUAGGAUCGCCUUUAAUGGAAAUUUUAGAUUGUGCAAAAAUUUCGUUUUUAUUUACAGAUUCCUUUGGGUCUUUUGAUGAGUAGCUAAUUUAAAGCUAAAGUCAAAGUUUAGGAAAUUAUACUUCCAAUUCUUUUUCAGAUACAAAUUUCAUGUAAUUAUUAUGCACUGUGUAAAGUGUAUGAGAAUCUCCUGUCUUGUAAAUACAUAUAAUCUAAGUGUCUGAAAGUUUUGAUGUUAGAGUUUUGUAACAAGAAAUUGAAUGCAUCGCAUCACUUUAGUUAGCCAAUCCAAUGCCAUAUAGUAAGUCUGUUUGAGCGAUAUAGAAGUAGGCUACUAUUACUAAGUACCUAUCCAUAAUCCUAAUUAAAAGUAGAUGUGAGAUUAUUGGAUCAAGUUACUCAAUUUGUUAUAUUAAUGAAGAAAAAAUAUGUUUCAUUUGCAUAUUAACACCAUUACAUAAAACAUUAUUACAUCUUCAUUACAGAGUUGUGCUAAUCACUGUAGGGAAUACUAUUUUUGUGUAACAUUAGUUUGGGGUGGGGAAGGCGCUAUGGAUGGGCUUAUAGUGGCAAUGGGGCGGUGGCCUAAAAAGUUUGAGAAACACUGAUGCAACUUUAAUGUAAAGUUAAAUAAGUUUAUUUACUGCUAACGUUUAUUGCUGUAUAUUUUAAAUAAACAGUGGAAUAAGAUAGACAUUAUAAUUUAACGGUGAUAUUCGACGUACCGAAGCGCCUUAAUUCAAUAUUUACACAAGAUUUUGACACAUGUAUGUCAAACAAACGUUAUGUUAUGUUGGUUCGUCUAUAGAAAUUGAUCAAGUCCAUUUCAAUCAUAGGAUCCUUGCCUGGUUCUGCUUCUAUCUGUGGUAUGCGCUGUGCACAGAUGGCUGAUGAGACCAAUUCUGACACAAAAUAUUCUUGUACAGUAGGUUAAAGUGAUGGACGGGUCAUCUCCAAGUACAGAAUUAAACCGGAAUUUUCUGGAAUGCCUUUUUUGCGGUGCAGCUGUUGCUCUGUUGGCUGCAUGUUUAAUGGGUAAAGAGGAAUACAACGUGUUACGCACUGCCUUCUAUUGUGAGAACUUAAUCUCUUAUUUUAAUUUAAUGGCUCGUUCAAACAGUGCCUAAGAAAGGAUGAUACUAUAGAGAAAUACAAUAGCAAAAAUACGACACUCAAAACAGUACUAAAUACAAUUAAUAAAAUUUAUUUAAGUAUUUAUAUAAUUAUAUAACAAAAUAAAUAUAAUUACAAAUCAUCAUUUUACAGAGUAUUGGAAUGUCUUGUACCGGUACACAGUUAGUACAAUGUGCCAAUUAAUAAAAUACAAUGAUGAAUGCGAAUAAACACAUUUGAGUACACAAAGAAUAAUACACUUGUCUCGUAAAGUUAAAAAUAUAUAUCAAUCAAUCUCUCUAUCAAUCUCCAUGAAUCUCUGUCCCUGUCAAUCCCUUAUAUAAUGAACAGUAAGAAGCUUUCCUGAAACGUCUAAGACAUUGUUUACGUUUCUCGUCAAAUCGAGAACGUUCCACAAGAUACUAGGAGACAGACUAAUCAUGUUUAAUUGGUAGUUGACAGUAAACACGCUAAGAUGAAAGGGACAGGCCACGCCAACCGCGAACGCAGUCGUCUUCUAGAUUGGGUUAUACAGAGUUCACGGCACAAGGAAAAUGUCAUAAACAUGUCAUAAAUAACAAACAAUAAUGGAUCAUUGCCAAAUCAUCCCGUGUGUGCGUGUUUAUAUCUAACGCUUUCAUUAUUGCCUUAGAGUUUGUUUAAAGCAUUUCCUCUGUACCCAAGCAAACUGCAUUAAAAUGUUAUCUUGGGCACUCGAUCGACUGACAUCCUCAAAGCAUGCGACAUGCGAAUCUAGGACGGCAAUAAAACGUAAAGAUGCCGGAGAGACGUGUCUCUCAGAUGCUGCACUGCCAUUUGAUGAUGAGGAAUUUUAAGAGGAUUGUCGUGUAGUUACUUUUUCUUGUAUGGCGUUGAGAGACCGUCCAUGUUUCACAGGCUUGUAGAAGUGUAGGGAACACAAGUGCCUUUUAGUCAUUUAUCUUAGUUUGAGUGUUGACACCUUUCACGGUCCAUGUAUUCUUAGACAUUUUGCGCUAGGUUGCACUUGCUUAAGUACAACACGUACUUAAAUAGAGGUAUACCAGGUCUGCAUUUCAGAAAUUUUAACCGGAUUUUAAUUAUCGCUUUUAAAAGAUAUAACAAAACUGAAAUCUACCUAAUUUGUUUAACCAAGGUCAUUUACUCUUGAAGGAACGACUGGAUGAGGAUUUGUAUCUAGACAGCAUUAACAUUAUAUUUUUUUCAAACUCUUUGUUUAUUCGAAGUCAAUUAAAAUUAGACCAAUAUAGUAGUUAGAAAUAUAAUUUUAUUUAUCAAGUAUUGUUAAAUGCUCAAUGAAAGUCAUGUAAGUGUUGAAAUGAUCGGUUAUUCAUAACUUGUCCUUUUGUUAUCUGUUUCAGUGUCAAAGUCUGCAAAUGUUGAAAAAUGGGUUAGAUAUUCAUUUAGCCAAAGUGGUGAGAUGCAAUAUCGUUAUAAUAAAAACAAUUCAUGCCCCCAAGAAGGAUAUGGACAAAGUACACACGUAUACAGCAUAAACAUUCCGGUAAAUUUUCAGGUAAUUAAAAAAAUAUUUACAUUUUGAAGUUUGUUUCGUCUUGACCUCCUAAAAUUGAAAUAUUCUUAAACAGAACUUGAGUUCCGUUGUUUUAAACAAAUGUUCUAGUUCCAUUUUAAGUCAAAGACAGUAAACGGUAAAAAUUACCAUGCUGUAUAAAAAAUUGUAUCAUUAACUUCCAAUUUAGUCUUCGCCAACACAGUCACUGUCUUGUGCUGUUAUUAGAGCUGCUACAUAUCCAUAUAUAAGAAGCAAUUUUUAUCGAAGAUGUUUCCAAAUUAACUAUAGAAAUUAUUGAUUUGCUAUAUAAAAACAAAGUUGUCUCGCAAUGGGACAAGAUGGAUAACCAAAGUCAAACAAAAAGAAAGUGGGGAGGACGAUUUUUAUAGUUAUUUUAUGUGCAAGAGAAAUAUAAUAAAAACCAACCCUUACAAAACAAGGUUUUGCGUAUAAAUCUUUUUUUAUGCAUUUUGUUCUUCAUUUUUUUGUUUGUAACUAUUUAUUCAAUGGUAAGGUUUUACCCGAAAAUUGUUUUCUUCAUUUUUGUGCGACUUAGCGACGGAUGCUCUUCUCACAUUUCCUUCAUCUUCCUUGUUUUGGGGGAUUGUGGGUAGGGGUGGGGCUGAAAAUUUGAGAGAUUGUGUUUUCAUUUGCCAUGUGCCAAGUUCAAGCUUGAUAGGAUGAUGGCAAGUGGGUCAGUUACCAUUAUAGGAGAAUUUAUCACAAAUAAUGAAACAUAAGAAUAAAAGCCAAGUUAAUAUAAAGGGUUUAAUAAUUAAUGAGUGACCGGAAAACAAACAUACGAACUAGUUUAAAAAACCGAAAGAUGGUAGAGUAACAAGAUUACGAUUUACCUGGGAAUAUUUUUGAAAGUUCUGCUGAAGCAGGAAGCAGACCUGAUUUAUGAAUGAGUCAUUUAUGCUUUUUGCUACUAGUAGACUGACAUGCUGGGUAAAGUUAUUCCCACAGAAACAGCAACAGAUUAAGAGAUUAACUUUUUCUAAAAAUUCUUCACUAGAUGAAGAGAAUAAAAGUAAAGCAACACUUUUAAGACCGGUAAUAUCAAACGUUUUUGUAGUAAGAAUAAUACAUUUUGCAGAAGUGAAUGGUGGGGAGCAAUGAUGGGGAGUCAUAAUGGGGAGCCAUGUUGUGGAGCAAUGAUGGGGAGUCAUAAUGGGGAGCCAUGUUGUGGAGCAAUGAUGGGGAGUCAUAAUGGGGAGCCAUGUUGUGGAGCAAUGAUGGGGAGUCAUAAUGGGGAGCCAUGUUGUGGAGCAAUGAUGGGGAGUCAUAUUUGGGAAUCAUCAAUAGGCACUUGAGACACACUGCACGAAUAAGACAGAAAGCAAUCUCAUUGACUGAACUGAGUUUAUCAACGACAUAUUGGUAUUUAAUAUUAUUUACUAGACUAGUGAAGAUAAUCGAUAGAUCGGUGCAAGUGAUUACUCAAGUGAAGGUAUAUAACACAAGUCAAAAAUUUGUCACUUGUAAAGCAUUUUUAAACAAUCAUUUCUUAGCGAUGUUCUUUCCGUUAGCUGAUGCAUCUGGGUGCUGUCCGUGGCGGACAGGGGUAGAUAGUACUUAGGUGGGUGAGGUCAAGUUUUUUUACCAAUUGUUGUUUUUAAAUGUAUAAUUUUCUGUCAUUGUUAGUUUUUAUGUGAAGUGCAGUGGGCCUAGCCACAGGGGGUACUGCGCUAUAUAAAACCACCUUAAUAAUAAUAAUAAUAGUAAUAAUAAAUAAAGCACACAGUAAACCAAAGCUAAAUCAUGUAGGGGCUUAGGUAGAGUUGGGUGGAUUGGGCAGUAGACCCCGGACCAGCAAUAUUUUCUUUAUGUCAUUUUCGGCAAGUUGGGUAAUUAAUCAUGGAGGGGGCGGCAAAAAUGUUCGUCAACCCAGGGUGGCCCAUAUCCACGCUAGGUAACCUAAGCGAAAAAGUCUACGUUUUUUAAAAUCUCCAUUAUAAAAUAAAUCCUUGUUAGUUUUGCAAGUUAAAAUCUUUUAUGAACAAUAUUUACUUCAAUACAAAAAAAAAAAAAAAAAAAAAAAAAAAAAAAAAAAAAAAAAAAACAACACAACAAAAAAAAAAGACAAAUUAUUUGAGAUAUACAAUUUUACGUUUUUAUAAAACGUGUAUGGGUACAAUCUAUAUUUUUGAAAAUCUGAUAGCUAUUCCCUUUUGAAGUGUGUGUACUAGUAUUCUCGUGUAGGUUCUUCUUUGACUCUUAUACAAGUUUUAAAAAAUCAAAAAGUUUUCCACUGCCUCGGAACCCUUUUAUUGCUGAUUAAUAUGUACCUAAGAAUGUUUUAAAAGCAUAAAUUCUAUAUAUUAAUUUGUUAAAUAUUAUAUAUCAUUUUAAAAAUAUUAAUAAUGGUAUUAAUAAAUACAAUAUCUAAAAAAGAUUUAAUCAUCCUUAAAUUUUCAGGGACAUUGCACACGUGAAUAUAUUGAAUUAAAAAACACCAACAGUCCGCGUAAAGAUCUCAUAGACAAGGUCACGAUAGAUUGCAAUGGAAGAGAUGAGUGCAAUUCGUCAUACAGUGGACUGACCGUACCUAGGCCUAAUUGUUCAAAGACUAUUGCCGAUGAGUACAUCGACAUUGCUUUCAUGUGUAAACCAACUAGUAAGUAAUCCGCACUUACCUGUUAAUUUUUUUUUCUCCAAAAAGUACACAUCUGCAGCCAUUACACGAAUCUGUUCAACUGUCAAACUAAAUCUAUAGUUCAUUUCAAUAACUGCUAGCUCAUUAAGUUAAAAAUUCAUUGCCGAAAAUACAUUGUAUAAAAACUGAAAACACAACAGGUACAUCGCAGAGAACUCAUAUUUAAUGAUAGUGAAUUAAAUAAAUUAUAAAAAAAGGAAUAAGAUGGUAUUUACAAAUAACAAAUAAGAGACGUCAAUAAAUUGAGAUAGUGGGAUUCCGUUUACUAUGACCCAUUUUGUUUAACCAAUAUUGUUUGUUAGCACCCACUUUGCGGCCCACAAGGUAACGAAAUGUUCUUUUAGACUAUUCUGUAGGUACGCCCAUGUCGAAGGACCUUGGGAAAAACGAUUGAACGUAUGCAACGAUUAUAAUAAUUAUUAUUUUAAAAAAAAUAUAUAUGUAUAAAGGAAACUGACAUACGAGUUUGUGUUUUUUCUGAAGUAAAUAGUAAUAUAUGUAUAUAUAAAUCAGUACAAAACUCUGUCUCUCUUUUUGUUUCGUAUCGUUAUAGCUCAAUCCCUCUAGCUCAGGGGUCGGGAACCUAUGGUUCGCGAGCCAGAUGUGGCUCUAUUGAUGGCUGCAUCUGGCUCGCAGACAAACGUUUGAUUAUAAAAAAAAAAAAAUGUUUCAUUAGACUCAUCUGAUCUACAUAUUAAUGGCAUAUUACAUUUCAUUCUACAAAUUUUCUACAAUUUUUAGUUUUAAACAUAAUGUAUGGCUCUAACAGAAUUACUUUUCAAAAUAUGUGGUGUCCAUGGCUCUCUCAGACAAAAAUGCUCCCGACCCCUGCUCUAGCUGAUGCCGCUCCCUAUUUCGAUCGGUUUAUAUAUAGUCUUUCAUAGAGACUCUUCCAAAAAGGGGUUCGGCAUUCUUACUGCACCUCGACCUGUCUCGUAAGUUCUAAAGAAUUGUAAUUCUAAAGACGAUAGCCUGUGUUUACGUGUAGUCGGUGUCAAGGGAGACAAUUUGUAAUUAAAGCACAUCCAUCGUCACCGAACCUGGGUGUUGUGAGCUAGUUUGUUGUGAAUGUUGGGUGGGGGGAGUCGUGAAUCGUGAGAGUGUUUUGUGAGUUGUUGAUCGUGGGGUCAGAGCGCGAAGUUAGUCCGUGGUGUGGAACGUUUGCGUAGGCUGAGUUGUUUGUGUGGUAUUAUAAAAGGGAAGUGUGUUAGCGAGAGGUCAGAGGUCAGAGAAGAAAGUCAGACAGAGAGAGAAGAAAGGUAGGGGAGCAAGAGAAUGGUUAGUCGUCGAAAGUUGUCAGUUAGGAUUUAGUCAGUAGCGAUAGGAGCGAGUGGAUUAUUGGUCGUCGGACUGAUGUGUAUCCUGUUUUGUAAAGAAUCUAAUAAAUAUUAUAUAUUGUUACACUGGACCUUUGUGUUUUAUGUGAGAGAUUCAUACACCCUGGACAAAGCAAGAGGGCCGUUACAUUUCAAGUAUAACAAAGGCCGUAACACUGUGAUGAACCAGAGUUCAUGCACAGGUUUCACGAUGUAAACAAGAUGCCUACCGUAACAAAUCGGUGUUUUGUUUUGGCUUUGCGCUUCUCUCAUCCGUCCUAUUGCCGGCUCUAACUUUACUUGUGGAAUAAGAGCAAGUGGUCUAUCGCUGCGUUAGAGGCUAGUAAAGAUAGCGAUGCAAAUACAUUUUAAAACAAUUUCACAAAUAAUCAGUUGGAUUUGUCUUUUAAAUAAAAUGUGUUUAGAUAGUCAUACAGAGGGAACAAAAGGGGGGGGGGCUUUGUUAUGCGGAGAGCAUUACCCUAGAAAGGUAAUACAAUUUGUCAUGUUCACUGUCUUCAAAAUAACAACGAACGUAACACAAUAAAUGGUUUUACUACUCUUGACUUAAAACUUAUGCGACAUAUAAAUCAUAUUUAAAUUUUUUUUUGUGGUUGAUACAAUAUAUUUAAAAUGUCUUGCUUAGAAUAUGUAUUUAUUUAUUCUUUCUUGUACCAUUAUACAAAUCAACACUAUCAGACCGAUGAGUUCAUUGUGCUCGUGUACUGUAUCGUCUACCAUAUGAAUAAUGUGUACACGAAAGAGUGAUAACUGAAUGUUAUGACUUGAACAUUAGUAUCUAACAAUCAAAACAGGAUGAAACAAUCUUUUCAUUGACGAUGACGGUAGAAAAAAGUGCACUGACAUUUGUAAAGUGGUUGGUCCUCUGUUUGAUUUCCUGAUCAUUAUAAUGUUAUUGUAAACCAUGACUGUAUUUCAGUUAAUGAACAUUUUAUUGCAUUUCAGAUAUUGACAAUAUCACGGUGUUCAAUAUCGGACUAGACCUAGAUUUUAAACUACUUAAGAGAAAUGGAUCGUAUUACCUGGUGUUACGCUUACAAGACAAUAAACACACUCACCGCCAUUGUAAAAUCGAUGGAUGCCAAUCUGGUAUUAAAGUUACAGUGCUGCACGUGGACUUUAGACCCAACUCAGAAUCUAAUAAAAUCAACUCACAUUCGUUGCAAAAAUGCCAUGAAAACAUGACGUUAGUUUCUAAAGACAGUCAGACAUGUAAUUAUAAGUGGUAAGCUUUUCAUAAUUUUUUAAUUAAAAGCACGUUGAGAAUGGUGUAAUUUAAAGUUAAAAAUGUCAUAUCUAAGGUUAAGAUAAUCUGUUUGAAUUAACACAGCUAUUAUCACACCUUAUUCUUCGGGAUCUGCUAAUUUUACAAUCAUUGCUAUCGUGACCUGCACUAACACACCAAACUGGGUGAAUUCGGAGACGAAGCUUAUCCAGACUUAUGGAACCUUGACACCCCAUGGCAUAAACGUCAUGUUCUUAUUAACCUGUAAAACCUUUUCUCCACCCUUCCUCGUUUCGACCAAUAGCAGUGGACUUACUUUUCCUCUCUUCUUUCCAUUUUUCCAGUUUUGCCUGUAUUUAAUUUUUCACCUACUCAUUUUGUGACACUUUCCUCUUGCUGUCCUGUCAGAUAGUACAUUUCAGCUGUUUUUUUUUCUUUGGCUUCUUGCCGACACGUUCGUUGUUGUUGUUUUUUUGCGUUCCUUUUUCAGGUUGUCCAUGCUUUGUUUCGCUCACUUCUAUGAUUACCUGUUGUUUGUUUGUUUUUUUAAUAUGUAAACGCUUUAGAUAUAGUGGAUAAUAACGGCGUACAGAGUAGUGCGCUACUUUAGAUCCUAGAGAAGCUCUUGAGUUUCUUGAAAAGAAAUAUAUAUGUAAAUAUUAUUUUUUUAACUACGAUACAUUUAUUUCAUCCACUAGUGAUAUUCCGUCCGUACGCUAAUAUGAUAUUCCAAAUAACAAGUUUGGUAAAUUACUUAUAUUAUAUGAUUCGAUGUUACUUUAUAUUUUAAAUACUUUAAAAAAAAAAAAGCAAUGUAAAGUAAUAGAACGAAAAGCAUUACAGUAUUUUAUGAAUUUGUAGAUAUAGAAAUAAUAUUGCGAAUAACCAAAAUAUAUUAUUUUAUUUUAAUGCCAUUUCUUUUGUUUGUGGGUAUCUAUAUAUAUAAAAUAUAAUCGUUUGAACUGGAAUUUAGUUAUGAAAAGCUUCAGUAUUAAAUGAAGCAGCCCAAUUAUUUUAACUUACAGGAAAUAAGUAAAUAGCGAUAAAGUGAAAAUGAUAGAGUUUACUACAGGAGAGGAUGGGUUUUAGUGGAAGCUUGUAAACGAUAGUAAAGGGUAAAGCAAUAGAACUGAGGUGUGGAGGUGUAGUGUGGUGAAGGGUGAUGUGUGUUCAAUGGUGGAGUUAAAGGAAGGAGGAAGAACAACAAUCUAAACUCCAGAUUGUUCAAGAUUAUGUCAUUUGAACAACACUCUCAAUGGCUUAAUACUCUAGUACAACGAUAAAGAUAUACCAAAAUACGACCUCUUCUUUAGCUUCAUGAAAAUAUGUUUCUCAUCUCAGGAAUUCAUCUCUUACAUUUCAAAUUAUGAAAUGCGAAGCUAAACAUAUAGAUAUUGACAUUUAUAUGUCAACAGGAUUUGUCUGGAUAGAAAUUGAAGGUAAUUUAUGGAUUUAUUAUAAUUAUUUUUUUAAAGUAUUGAAUGUUAUCAUUUUCACGUUUCAAAAUAACUUUUGGUAGAUUUGUUAAAUUUCAAAUGAAUCACGAAAUGACACUUAUUUCAGAAUUCAUUCUAAUACUUUUGAAUUAUUGCUUUCACCAAAAUAUUUCUAAAAAUUAUAGUUAGAGACUUAAUCGUCCCUACAUUUAGAUUACAUUCAAAACGUUUUUUUUUAGUAUCUCGUGAAUUAGUGGGCGAUAAAUUAUAAUGUUUUAUUUCGUCUUAGAAACAUAAGAAAAAUGCGAAAUUAUACAUGUAUUUAUGAAAAGUAAUGCUUCUAAAACUGCGUGCAAUUCGUGCAGGUGGCAAAGACUUCAAACUAAACUGUAGCGGAUCAAAUAGUAACAAUCAUGUCACAAGUCACAGGCCUUCUUCAGGUAAGAAAAUCUGUUUUUUAAAGAGUAUAUUUAAAACUUUUUUUUUUCCUUUUAACUUUUCUUUUUAAACGUACAAAUCUACUCCGUGCCUCGUUUUAAUGUUCUUUAUAAAAAUAUCUAUUUACAGAAAAAAAUGUGUCGGUUUAAUUUCUAAUAAAAGAGAGAGCUGAAAUGUUGUAAUGAUGUGUAAUGAUUUGUAAUGAUAAUAUGAUGUGUAAUGAUGUAGUGAUUAAAGGAAUCUAUAAAAUUUGCAGAUUAAAUGUUCUGAUGUUUCACAAUGUAUAUAUAUACCAAUUCCACUGUUCUUACAGAAAUGAGCCACUCACCUAUAACCAAACCAACGGUAACUAUAGGUAACGGAUCAAAUACAGCCAAAAGUAAACCCGUUAAAUACAUUUUAAAAAAUUACAUAUUUAGAAAAAAAAAAUCCUUAACUCAUUUAAACUUCCAAAAAGUUGUAAACAUGCUCACAUUCAAUAGCUGCUUUAAACUUUAAUUUUGUCCAUAUUUAUUGAUGUUUAUUAUUAUUUUGAGUUCUAAUGAUUCAAAGAAAACAACGCGUUUCUCAUAAUAAAUAGCCUACAACCCAACUGUUCUUACCGACACGACACAUUCUACAACAACCAAAAUAUCGGUUACUAGUGAUAAUGGAUCAAAUACAAACAACAUAUCUGUUACUAAUGGAAAUGGAUCAAACACAAAUGCAACGAUUGGUAAACCCGGUACAUUUUUCUUCAUACUGAUUAGAAAAAAAAUGCUGCACUUAUUUUUUCUUCAAAUAACUCAGUUUAUUUUUUUUUAAAAUCACACCGCUAAAGGAACGCUUGAAUAUUAUUUAUAUAGAUCACAAUUUUGUGUGUGGCUUUCUUUCAUAUGUGCGCGCUUUGCAGGCCAGACAACCCUGGCUUUCAUUUUGUUGAUUUUAUGUUCAAGCAAAUACUGUUUUAAAUAAGUGUUAUUAGAUAAUAAAAUAACCUCUAAUAAAAGACGGCUAGAUUGGAGAUUAAUUGUUUUUAAAUUAUCUAAUAACACCUAUUUAAAACAGUAUUUGCUUGAACAUACUGUUUUAAAUAAUGUAUAAUAUAAUAAAAUAUUCUCUAAUAAUGAAGGCUUGAUUGAGACAUUUGUAGAUUUAUACACAUGACCUCGCCUGUCUGUAUGACACUUACUAAGAAGCUUUAACAAAAUAUUUCUGACAUUAAAAAACACAGACAGUUGAGAACACAGAGGGAUUUACAUUUAAACUUACAUUUCACAGGCUUUGCCCAUUACAUAGGAAUUAACAAUAACCUUUAUGUCAUCUGUUUAUAUCAGUUGUACAAAAACACCUUUAAACAACUUUUAAAAAAAUGACACCCCUUUGGAGUAAGUUAUUUUCAAUUACUUCCGAUUAAGUCAGUUA